CUGGAGGGAAAGAAGGGAAACCGACGGGGAGAUUGAAAGGAGGGGGGGGACAAAAGGUUUUGAGGCUUUUUUUGCCCCCUCCCCUCGUUCUUUCUCUCCCCCCCCCCCCCGGGGGGCGGCUCGUCGCUCCGGUCUCUUCUCUUUAAACCACCCACUCCCGCCCCCAAAUUCAAUCCCCACCUCUCACGGAAGUCCACAUCCUCAAGAGGUCGGGGGAGGGGAAGAGGAGGAGGAGAAGAGGGGGGGGCGGAGAGGGGAAGAAGCGGAGAAAAACCCCGGAGAGAUCCGCUCCCCCCCCUUUUUUUUUUUUCCAUUUUCCUCGGUGAUUCCAUCCUGGACAGCGGAUGGACCAGCAGCCCAGCCCCCGGAGCUGCAGCCGCGGCGCCGCCGCCUGCGACGUGGUCGCCAACGAGCCAUCCAUGAAUUUGUACAUCCACACGACCACCGGCACCCGCUAUGAACUGUCGGUCCCUGCCGAGGAGACGGUGGAGGGGCUGAAGCGGCGCCUGUCUCAGCGGCUCAAAGUGCCCAAGGAACGGCUGGCGCUACUCUAUAAAGAAACCCGCCUCAGCUCUGGGAAGCUGCAGGAUUUUGGGGUGACGGAAGGCAGCAAGCUGACCCUGGUCCCCACGGUGGAAGCUGGCUUGAUGUCACAGGCAUCCAGACCAGAACAGUCGGUGAUGCAGGCCCUCGAAAGCUUAACUGAAACUCAGGUCAACGACUUCCUCUCUGGCCGCUCUCCGCUGACUCUGGCCCUGCGGGUCGGGGACCACAUGAUGUUCGUGCAGCUCCAGCUGGCCGCCCAGCAGGCAGGGGGCGGGCUGCAGCACCGGCACCACAGCGCCAGCCGGGGGGAGCCGGGUGCUGCCACGGGGAACCCCUCUGCCCAAUGCCGGCCUCUCCAUGGAACCACGGGCGCCACCGCUGCUUCCUCCCCUUCUGCCAACUUCAAUGCCCGCGUGCCCGCCGCCAACCCCGCGCCCGUUACCGCCGCCGGAAUGUUCCGCUCUCAUGGCGCCAGCACCCAAACGGUUAACAGCAGCCUGCUGUCCUCCUGCCCUGAGGUGGACUGUUCGUCCCGUGGCGGCAACCCCAGCCCCAGCACCAGCGCCAGCUCCCCCCACAGCGGCAGCCCCACCCCGGCCAGCCGCUCCCGCAAACCUGGCGCCGUCAUUGAGAGCUUCGUGAACCACGCUCCUGGCGUCUUCUCAGGGACUUUCUCUGGCACGCUGCACCCCAACUGCCAGGACAGCAGUGGGCGGCCACGCCGGGACAUUGGCACCGUCCUUCAGAUCCUCAAUGACCUCCUGAGCGCCACCCGGCACUACCAGGGCAUGCCCCAGUCCCUGGCGCAGCUGCGCUGCCAGACCCGGUGCCCACCCGCCGCCUCUGCCACCGCCACCUCUGCCACCACCGCCACCUCCGCCACCACCACUUCCUCCUCCUCCUCCUCCUCCUCCUCCUCCUCCCCCCUGCCCUCCCCCGAUACCACCACCAAAACUGCUACCUCCUGUGAGAAGCUCCCGCUGCACCCCACCGCCGUUGUCCAGUGCCAGAGCCAGAUCCGCAUGUGUAAGCCUGCUGGCGACCGCCUGCGGCAGACAGAGAACCGUGCCACUCGCUGCAAGGUGGAACGGCUGCAGCUGCUCAUGCAGCAGAAGCGCCUGCGCCGGAAGGCCCGGCGGGACGCCCGCAGCCCAUACCCCUGGCUGCCCCACCGCAAGUCCAGCCGCGCCAACAGCAACAGCAGCGUGUCCAGCGAUGGCAGUCUGGACCUCGACUUCGAGGACUCGCUCUGGAAGCCCGAGGUCAAAGCUGACCUCAAGUCUGAGUUUGUGGUGGCCUAGGACUGGCGAGCCAUGAAUCCUUCCUUCCCCGUCUCCCACCCCACCCCUUCCUCCUUCCACCCCUCCAUCAGACUCCCCCCUCCCCCCGCCCAGCUGGAAGAGGCCGCUGGAGAAAUUGGGGUUGGCCUAGGACUUGGGAGCUGUGAGCCCCGCCCUCACCCUGGCCCUCUUGCCCCCUCCCCCCCACACGCUGGAUUGGGAAGAGCCUCUGGAGGAAAGGACACCCCCACCCCCCGCAGAACAGUGUUUGCUCCCUCCCUCUGGGGUUCAGGACAGUUGGAGUGGGGGUAGCCUGGCAAGGACAGACAAUUGCGUCCACAUUUUGUGUGUGGGUGUGCGUAUGUGUGUGAGAGAGACAGGCGAGUGCAUGUGUGUAUGUGUUUCCUUUCUUUGACUUUUUAUUUUGAAUUUUCAUUUCUAUGGACUCCGGUUGCCUUACCCAGGUCUCCUCCUGUCCGGACCCAGGACUGAGCCUGGGGAAGGUGGAGGCACGUGUGUUUCAAAAACAAAAAGCUGCUCUGUUGCUAGGUGUCUGCCUGUUUUUCCCUUUCACCUCCCACCCUCUAAGGCCCCACGCCCUCUCCUUCAGGUUGUGAGACACAGGGAGAAAGACAUACGCGCACACACACAUACAGAAAGGGAGGUGGGGACACUAACAGGUUUUAGGUGCUGGGGCUGGGUCUUCCCUCUUCUCCCCCCCUUCCCCCUUCCCCCUUCCCCCUUCCCCCUUCCAUAUAUGUAGCAUUUGUCCAAGAUAGAAGUUCUGGAAACCACCAGCCAAGUCCCCUCCCCCCCAGCCCCUCUCCCACAUUCAGGUUGAGUUAAAUCAAUGAAAUCACAUGCACUUUACAGGUUUGGGGGUGGGGAGGAGGGAGGAAGUGGGGUCAGACUGCUAGGAGGGAAGACUGGGUUAAGACACACACACAAAAAAAACCCAGGUCACCUCAUGUGCACCCCUCUCUGUGUCUGGACAGGAUUGUCCCAGAGAGUUGGGGAUGAAGCAUUUCUAUUUAUUGUUUGAAUGGGAUGGAGGAGCAGUGGACCCUAUCUCCCUCUCCCCCACCCCUCGCCCUAUUGCUUCUCCCCUGUGUCUGUGUCCCUCCCAACCCCCCCCAAUUCUCACGGGUUUGUAUUUGCAGCAGUGUUCAGGGGCAGGGGUCACUUGGACGAAGGAAAUUCUAGUCACCCCCACCCAACCCCACCCCGUCACUCUCUCCCAUUCAUGUUUCUGUUUUAAUUCCAAUUCCUUCCUCUAUUCUGUAUAUAUAUAAUUUUUUUUAAUGUUUUUGAAUACACACUGCUCUGCUCAUCCUGGCUGGGGGCUUUAUUUAUAGAGUUAUUAAUUAUCUGACUGAGCCAGUAAGGGGGAUUCAUCCAGUUUCCCGCCUUGGAUUGGAGAGAAAUGUUAUUUCUUUUGCUUCUUCUUGUCUGAUCUGUGUAAACUGGGAGUUGUGUGCUAUGUCUGUCUAUAUGUUGGCGGGGGGCAGUGUUGAAAUGCCCCUCUUCUUAAUUUGGGGGGAAACAGGGCUGCGGAUGUGCUGGUUUGAAGUAGAGUUGAUCCCAUUGGGGGGAGGAGGGGGCUCCGGUCAGGUCCUGAGGGCUUCUUCCCCACCUUUGAAAGCCACAAAUCAGCCCUUAAAGGUGACAGCAGUGGGGGUCUAGAUUGAAUGUGCCCAAUGAGGUGGGGGUGCUGCUGUUCUGGGUUUUUCACCCCUCCCCCACCCAUCGUCUCUGUCCCAGGCCUGUUGCCUGGUGGAACAUUUCAAUUUUUUUUUCUCUCCCCAAGAGGACAGCUUCUCCCCCUUUUCCUUUUCCGUUAUCCCUGUAUCCCUGUCCUGUCCUCUCUCUGGCGUCUUCUCUCUUCCCAGGCCUAGAGAUGCAGAUUCCUCCCCUCCCCCAUCCUGGUCAUGUGACUACACUUCAUGUUUUAUCAGAUGUGAACUUCACGUGUUACUGUAGCUUUGUAAUUAUUUGGGGGAAGGGGUGGGUGGGAGGGAGCAGGGGGUCUGGGGAAAGGGUUCAAUUUUUUUUCCAUAAAAAAAAAACCAAUGCGGCUUUGUUUUUAAAGACGAUUUGGAUAUCUAUUUAAAUGUCCGGUUCUUGUUUUAUUGUUUGGUUUUUGUUUUGUUGUUUUUUUUUUUUAAAAAAAGACACUGUGCCUGCUCGCUCCUACCCGCCACCCCCUCCACUCCCGCCCCUCUCCUCUCCCUAAAACCCUAGUUUCGGAGAAAUCCACUCGACAGGGAAAGUCGAGAGACAAAGCAUUAAUGUUCUCCAAGUGUGGUGGCGGGAGGGGGAGACGGGUCAUAUCACCUCAUUUAAGUUACCUGUAUUCAAAGCAGAAAGUUAGAAAGAAAAGGUUUCAAAUAAACACAUUGAAAAAAGCAA
This is a messenger RNA of Ornithorhynchus anatinus (platypus), 4235 nucleotides long. RefSeq names its product midnolin (gene MIDN). Gene Ontology annotation, cellular component: nucleus. Bases 345 to 1847 code for a protein of 500 amino acids. The transcript is spliced from 8 exons. The record is from RefSeq and is a predicted model, not a curated record. NCBI's taxonomy places the organism in Eukaryota, Metazoa, Chordata, Mammalia, Monotremata, Ornithorhynchidae. Gene Ontology annotation, molecular function: protein binding.